AUGGCAAAGGAUACAAAGUUCAAAGAUAUGGUAGACAUUAGUGAGUUACCAGAUGAGUUGCUGAGUCACAUACUCUCCUUUCAUCCUCCUAAUUCCGCUUACACCACCAGUCUUCUUUCCAAGAGGUGGAAACCACUAUGCGAAUUCAUGGUGGAUCUUCAUUUUGAUGAUAAAUUCGUGAAAGGAGAAGAGGAUUUCCAAUGCUUCCGUCGCUGGGUUGACAAAGUCAUGCUAUCUCCAGACAUGAAUAACCAACCUAUUAGAGCCUUUCACCUUGACUGUUGUCAUUCUGAAUUAUCACUUUUCAACUAUGAUGAAUGGAUUGAAGCUGCAAAACUGCGUGGCGUCGAGGAUCUCCAACUCUCCAUGUUUCAUUUCUAUACUGCAUUCGAAACGUACAUGUCAAGUUCCAAUUCCUUGGUGGAUAACUUUAUCUCCGUAGCAGCACCCAACAACAUUUUUAGCUGUCGAACCCUUGUGAUUCUCAAACUCGAGAGGUUAUGUGUGACGGGCAAUAUUUUUCUUCCCUCGCUUAAAACCCUUCAUUUGAAAAGUGUUUAUUUACAAAAUUCAGAGGAUCUUGAGAAGUUGCUAUCUAAAUCAUUGGUUCUUGAAGAUUUGUAUGUUAUGGUUGGGUACAAAGAAAGUGCAAGUAUCGCACUCACACACGAGUGGUUGAAUUAA
Molecule: messenger RNA, 684 nt
Organism: Vicia faba (fava bean)
Lineage: Eukaryota; Viridiplantae; Streptophyta; Magnoliopsida; Fabales; Fabaceae
Source: the annotation of a GenBank genome assembly